AUGGCUACGCAAGCUGGCUCGAGCACGGCUGACGCUGGCGCUGCAGACCUCGACCGCUUCUGGCAGCCACCGCCCGCAUCCCUUGCAAAGCUCCCGCAGUUGCGCGCCUCGCUCGCUCGCUUCCCAUCGCCCGCACUCCGCGUCUCGCGAGUCUCCCAGCUCGACGCCUCGCUCCUGGACAACGAGCUCGAAGGUAUACUCCAUGGACCAGUCAAGACAGCUCUCGAUGGCGUCAGGCCAGCGGGAGGACGGACGUGGGAGCCAGAAUUCAUGGCGCUGCUGAGACUGGCGGUGCUCAAGCUGUCGCUGUGGGAGAGCGGCGCGACCUACGGCUCCGCCCUCCAAAACCUCAGAUAUCGCAACGAGGGGCGGCACGCCAAAGGCCUACAAUCGACCGCAACCGACUCGAACUUGACGCGGAUCCAGAAACUCGCCUACACGCUCCUCGUCGUCCUCCCUCCCUACCUCCAUUCCCGCCUGCAAGACCGCAUGCUCACGUCUUCGUGGGCGGAUGAACCUCUCCCACGGAGCUGGUUCUCUCUCGUCGACCUGCGGCGGCUGAUGGCGAGGGGCCGGCGAAGAGAGGAGGAGAUGAUCCAGUGGAAGAGGGAGUGGAAGCGGACAGGUUGGGAGCUGCUGAACGUCGGGGAGCGGCUUUCGGCAGUCCUGGGAUUGGUCAACUUCCUGGUGUUUCUGUACAAUGGACGGUAUCGGACCUUGAUUGACCGCGUGCUGAAGAUGCGGCUCGUCUACGCCCAGCGAGCCUUCACUCCCAACGUCAGCUUCGAGUUCUUGAACCGCCAGCUUGUCUGGGAAGCCUUCACCGAAUUUCUCCUCUUCCUCCUGCCGCUCGUCAACCUCCACCGCCUCCGACUGCGGGUCGUCAAAGCUAUUUCGUCUCGCGCAACCAAGUCGACCACCCUCCGCUCCCUCGCAACCGCUCUCCCCGCCCCUCUCGCCAGCACGCUCGGCCUCUCCUCCCUGCGCUCCUCCUCCGCCUCCAAAACCGACUCGAAAGGCACCGCCAAACCCGCAGGUCCACUCGCCUUCCUCCCCGCCCACACCUGCCCAAUCUGCUACUCCCUCUCAACCGCUCCGCCGACACACCUUCCCUCCGCCUCGUUCGCCGACCCGACCCUUCCCUCUGCGUCUCUCCUGCACACGUCAGGACCAGCAGACGGCGGCGAUACGUCGGUCAAGAUUCCCUAUGUCGCGAACUGCGAGGGACGGUGCAGGUAUUGCUACUACUGCGUUGUUGGAGCGCUGGCGAAGGCGGAUGAGGAGGCGGAUGAUAGUUGGACGUGCUUGAGAUGUGGUGGAGACGUUACAGGAGCGGAGAGGGAAGUGCCUGUCGAAGUCGCGGCUGGAGUGGAGGGAAUGGACGACGAAGCAGAGAAGGCGGAAGAGAAGGCAGAGCUCGCGGGGUGA
This is a messenger RNA of Rhodotorula toruloides NP11, 1428 nucleotides long. Its product is annotated as peroxisomal biogenesis factor 2. Gene Ontology annotation, biological process: protein import into peroxisome matrix. Gene Ontology annotation, molecular function: zinc ion binding. The transcript has 5 exons. Lineage: Eukaryota; Fungi; Basidiomycota; Microbotryomycetes; Sporidiobolales; Sporidiobolaceae. Gene Ontology annotation, cellular component: peroxisomal membrane. The record is from RefSeq and is a predicted model, not a curated record. Bases 1 to 1428 code for a protein of 475 amino acids.